Gaeumannomyces tritici R3-111a-1 is the source of this 530-nucleotide messenger RNA. RefSeq lists its product as hypothetical. The transcript has 2 exons. Lineage: Eukaryota; Fungi; Ascomycota; Sordariomycetes; Magnaporthales; Magnaporthaceae. The record is from RefSeq and is a predicted model, not a curated record. Bases 105 to 530 code for a protein of 141 amino acids.
AACGGCCGCAGAUCACAAGCUUCCCUUCCUGGGGCAUAGCCAAGCUUCAUCGGUGGCAUUACAUCGAUGACAGCCUCAAUAUCCAUCAUCCAGCAGACAAUGCCAUGAUCGAGGAGUCAAUCGAGGGAAGCGACCUGUACGACGCGCCGCCGCAGCCGCAACGCCGCAGCAGGCGCACCAGCGUCCCCCUCAACGAUCCACCUGAUUCCGGCGACGACCCGGCUGCUUUUCAGGACGGUCUUCAGGGCAAAGAUAGUCCCAAGCAUCGGAGUGGCUUCGCGAAGGUGGACGAGCUCGUGGAGACGAUCCACAAGCGCUUCGACUCUCUCGAGAAGACCAAUGAGAGCUUCGUUACUCAGAUAAACCAACACCCGGGUAAGCACCAGAAAGACCUCGCCUCGCUCCUCGCCUUGCUCCUCGCGCAGGUUAACAGCAUCCAAAGCAGCCGCGAGCAAUCCCACCGCCGCGGGCACAAGGAGUCAGCCGACGCCCAACCGCGCGCGUCGAACUCUCGGCUGCGGGGGCGCUAG